AUGGCAUUCGCAUUCUUCAGACGACGUCCUAACAUUUCCAUAUUUCACAGCCCUUCGGUCCCAGCUUCGAACGAGGCAUUGCAGCUGCUUCAGAAGGCUGUUUCUGAGCCUUACCCUCCCGGGAAGCUGCCUCUCGACUUUGAUCUGGAAGUCAUCGAUUCCCAGCCUCCCACGCCCGACCAAAUCUCUACCAUCCAGAAUUAUCUGGGGAGCAACGCAAGCUUCGGGGCAUCUCCGAGCUUCUCAGCAGAUACCAAUUCGCCAGCUGCGAUUCACAAGGCCGCGAUUGAUAGCCUCGAUAGCGUCAAGUGGCCAAUUGUUGUGAACUGGGACGAUGGACAGGCCAGUAUUGGCAGCGUUCAGGGCGUUAAAGACAUGUUAAAGACGCUCAGCGACAAGAGAGGCGGUGGCAGCAAGAAUGGGUCGUCCUAACCAGCAUGUUGCAAUCAGUCACAUUUUGCAGGCUUGUACAACCAUAAGAUCAUGUAUCAACAGGAAACCAUUCGCUUCUCCACCCAUACUGUACAAGAGUCAGCCGACAUGGU
Messenger RNA from Dacryopinax primogenitus, 545 nucleotides. RefSeq lists its product as uncharacterized. Lineage: Eukaryota; Fungi; Basidiomycota; Dacrymycetes; Dacrymycetales; Dacrymycetaceae. The record is from RefSeq and is a predicted model, not a curated record. Gene Ontology annotation, molecular function: oxidoreductase activity. Gene Ontology annotation, cellular component: mitochondrion. The coding region runs from base 1 to 432 and encodes 143 amino acids. The transcript is spliced from 2 exons.